Molecule: messenger RNA, 1345 nt
Organism: Catharus ustulatus (Swainson's thrush)
Lineage: Eukaryota; Metazoa; Chordata; Aves; Passeriformes; Turdidae
Product: phospholipid scramblase 1-like
Biological process (GO): plasma membrane phospholipid scrambling
Cellular component (GO): plasma membrane
Molecular function (GO): phospholipid scramblase activity
Source: RefSeq, a predicted model, not a curated record
GCUGCUGUCGUCGUGCUUCACUAAUUACCCCAGAGAAAGAAAUAACUCUCAAGGUUAUCGAACAACGACAAGAACUACAACAAUGCAAGAACCUCAGCCUGCCACAGCACCUGGAAUGCCCUAUGGCUCCCCCCAGCAGGUCCCUGGGACUUACCAAGGUGCAGUGAACUAUGGAUUCCAGCCACAACCCAUGGGACAGCCAGGUGGAUUUGUUGUUCCACCUGUCCAGCACCAGCCCAACAUGAAUGGGGCAAUCUGGAUGCCUAUUCCUCCCUCUAUUCCCAACUGCCCUCCUGGACUGGAGUACCUCACACAGAUUGACAAGGUAUUAAUUCAUCAGCAACUUGAACUUCUUGAGAUUGUGACUGGCUUUGAAACAAGCAACAAAUACGAAAUCAAGAAUGCCCUGGGACAAAGGGUGUACUUUGCAGCAGAGGACACAGACUUCCUCACCAGGAAUUGCUGUGGGGCAUCACGACCCUUCACCAUCCGGAUUGUCGACAACCUGGGCCACGAGGUGAUCAGGCUGCAGAGACCCCUGCGCUGCUCCUCGUGCUGCUGCCCCUGCUGCUUGCAGGAGCUGGAAGUCCAGGCGCCUCCAGGAACAACAGUUGGUUAUGUUGUCCAGAACUGGCAUAUCUGCCUGCCAAAGUUUACCAUUCAGGAUGAAAAAAGAACGGAUGUACUGAAAAUUAUUGGCCCAUGUAUUAUGUGCCGGUGUUGUGAGGACAUUAAUUUUGAGGUGAAGUCUGUGGAUGAGACUUGUGCUGUUGGGAGGAUUUCUAAGCAGUGGAGUGGUUUGGUGCAAGAAGCAUUUACGGAUACAGAUAACUUUGGAAUCUCAUUCCCAAUGGACCUUGAUGUGAAAAUGAAAGCUGUCAUGAUUGGUGCCUGCUUCCUCAUCGACUUCAUGUUUUUUGAGUAUAGUGGUAAUAAACAUCAGCAAGCAGGAGUUUGGUAAUGAAAUCUAAAUGUUCUCUGUGGAAGGAAGAAGAACAUGGAUCUCCCAACUUUCCAGUGAAUUGCAGAAAUCCAGGAAGAGUAUGAGAAAUAUACAUGUUAUAGUACAUUUCUAUAAGCAAAAAGCUUUAUGGCCAUUUUUAUUAAUUUUUUUAAUCUGGUGAAAUAAUUUGUAGUAUUCAAAUAAGGAAUCUUUAUCUCUACAGAUCAAUAAUAUGAUUUAGAGAAGUAUAUAGCAAACUAUUUUUUCCCCAAUAAAUCUGUAAUUUUAAAGUAACUAGUUAUUUAUAACCACUAUAAUAAUACUUUGAUUCCUAAAGAAGAGGAAUACUUUUAUAUUCAAUAUUAAUAAUAACCUAAACCUAAUAAAGAGACACUCAUUUUU